AUGCACGGUCAAAUCAUUUAUGAAAACAGCCAUUUUUAUGAAAACUGUCAGUAUAAUCCAAUCCAGUAUACACCACUAACACCUGAUCCAGUGCCGUAUCCAGUAUUUCACCUAGAACCAAGAUCAAAACAAAACCAUUACUGUAUGGGUAAAAAGCAUCGUGCUCAGAUUACAAUCCUGCCAUCAUCGAAGGGAACUUUUAAAGCUGUUGUCAAACGUAAGCGCAAACGCACCGUCUUCACAACAGAACAAUUGGAAGCUUUAGAGCAAAUCUUCCAAUCGAAACAAUACAUCACUCGUGAAGAAAGACAAGUCAUCGUCAACAAUUUACAGCUCAAUGACAAAGCUGUCAAAAUCUGGUUCCAGAAUCGACGACUAAAAACCAAAAGGAUGCAAGAUCAAGAUUUAGAAGAACAAGACAAUUAUAGUAAAACAGAAUAUAUGAAUGAAGAAAGAAGUUCUCCAGAAAUCGCUCGCCUUGACUCAGUAGAAUCUGAAAUUCGACAAAAGACUGAUGAAUUUGGUUUUGUUACACUUGAUGAUGGAGUAAUGGGAGACCUAGCUACUGUCAUUGAUGAUUUUUUAACCAAGAGCAAUGUAGAUGUUCCUAUUGAGGAAAUUACAACUGACAGUAGUCCUGUUUAUGAACCUAUUUCACCAGCAAGCAACACUGAUAAUAGCGAAGAUAGUUCCGUGUGUUGGAGGCCUUCAGAACCAAACGAAUCGUUGCAAAGACUUUUUGAUUUACAAACUAUGUUGUUGUAA
Messenger RNA from Helicoverpa armigera (cotton bollworm), 765 nucleotides. RefSeq names its product homeobox protein EMX1. Lineage: Eukaryota; Metazoa; Arthropoda; Insecta; Lepidoptera; Noctuidae. The record is from RefSeq and is a predicted model, not a curated record. Gene Ontology annotation, cellular component: nucleus. The coding region runs from base 1 to 765 and encodes 254 amino acids. Gene Ontology annotation, molecular function: DNA-binding transcription factor activity, RNA polymerase II-specific; RNA polymerase II cis-regulatory region sequence-specific DNA binding. Gene Ontology annotation, biological process: central nervous system development; neuron differentiation; regulation of transcription by RNA polymerase II. The transcript is spliced from 3 exons.